Messenger RNA from Galendromus occidentalis (western predatory mite), 1327 nucleotides. Its product is annotated as zinc transporter ZIP1. The coding region runs from base 96 to 1118 and encodes 340 amino acids. Lineage: Eukaryota; Metazoa; Arthropoda; Arachnida; Mesostigmata; Phytoseiidae. The record is from RefSeq and is a predicted model, not a curated record. Gene Ontology annotation, biological process: zinc ion transmembrane transport. Gene Ontology annotation, molecular function: zinc ion transmembrane transporter activity. Gene Ontology annotation, cellular component: plasma membrane. The transcript has 5 exons.
GCAAUAUCGAUACGACUGGCGUUCGACUACCAUCCGACCUGUCGCUCUCCUAAGCCUCUGCUGCUUUAUCACGGUAAUCCGACGAAGUCGCCAAGAUGGGAGAGUGGCUGAAUCCUGACGUUGCCAAAAUAUGCGUGGCCGCGGGUCUUGCCGCCGGAACGAUGCUCUUCGCGUCGAUACCGGUGCUGCUUUCACAACGAUCAGAGAACCAACACAGCGGCGUGCGACACGUGCUGUCAGGCCUUUCGUGCUUGGGCGGUGGAGUCUUCCUGGGGACAUGUUUCCUACACUUGAUACCGGAGGCGAUAGAGAAGAUGGAGCGAGCGCUCGCCUGCAGCAGCGACAAAACGAAUGGAUUCCCGGUGGCCUACGCGCUCGUCAUUGCGGGAUUAUUGUUGGUCCUGAUCAGCGAGCAAGUCAUCCAGAAAUUCAACAAAGGCCAGAUAUCGUUGGGCCACUCGCAUGGACGGCCGCGAAACAACAUCGACGCGGAACGCCCGAUGGAGACGACGCUCGACGAGUCCGACGACGAGGAUCGAAUGACGACAGUUUCGAUGCAUGGUGACCCGGGUAGUCACAAACCUUUCCGGGCUUUCGUGUUGGUUUUCGCACUGUCCCUGCACAGUUUCUUCGAAGGGCUGGCUAUAGGCCUGCAGCAAAACACUCAGGACGUCUUGAAGUUGUUAGGUGCUAUCGUCGUACACAAGAGCGUGAUCGCUCUGACAUUGGGAACGAAUUUGGUGUCGACGACUACUCUGAAGUCUUGUGGGCUUUUCUCUGCCAUAGCAGUCUUCUCGGCCAUGGCUCCUAUCGGAAUCCUGGCGACGCUCUUACUCAGCGAAGCCCCGCCGCUUGUGAGCGGCGUACUUCAGUGCAUAGCGGCGGGUACAUUCGUGUACAUCACUUUCUUUGAAAUACUGCCUCAUGAGCUGAACUCGGAGAGUACCGGGGGCUCGAGGCUGUUCAAGACGAUGAUGUUACUGAUCGGAAUCGGUCUCAUUGUGGCACUGAUUAUCGCUUUCCCCGAAGACCACCACGACGAUGACCCGCACUGCCCUAACACGACGACGACCACGACGACGACGAGACCGGACGUGUUUUUCACCGCUCAGAGCUGAAUAAUCACAAUAUUCUCGGGGCUCUGAACCAUUCCGUGAUCGGGCGAAGGUGUCGUCUCGUCUGCCCGUUUGUUAAUCCACCGCCAGACUCGUGUCAAGCAUUAGGAAGAGGGGUCGCGAUUUGGGCUUUAAGCUUCGUCGUAAUGAGAUCGAGAUUUAUUCUUUGUUAAUCAAACAAUGAGAGUGAAAAGUAAAACACAUCUGUUGGU